Callorhinchus milii (elephant shark) is the source of this 5617-nucleotide messenger RNA. RefSeq names its product exocyst complex component 1. Lineage: Eukaryota; Metazoa; Chordata; Chondrichthyes; Chimaeriformes; Callorhinchidae. The transcript is spliced from 18 exons. Gene Ontology annotation, biological process: Golgi to plasma membrane transport; exocytosis. The coding region runs from base 15 to 2708 and encodes 897 amino acids. Gene Ontology annotation, cellular component: plasma membrane; exocyst. Gene Ontology annotation, molecular function: phosphatidylinositol-4,5-bisphosphate binding. The record is from RefSeq and is a predicted model, not a curated record.
CUCAUUCGUCGCCAAUGAUCGCCAUCAGGAACCAGCUGCAAAAGGAUGUCUUCACCCCGCAGGAGGAGAGGCUGCUGGGCUUGCUGUUCGUCUGGAAAGCGGGCAAGAAGAGGAAGAACUGCAUCCUCUGCGCCGCAGUAUCAACAGAUCGUCCAUAUCAAACCUCCCUUGUGAAAUUUAAAAAAGCAGAUAAAGGAAGUGUGUACAAACAAGUGACAUGGUGGUCAUUCGAGGACCUGCUGCUGGUUGAUGGGAAGAACCCCAAUAAGGAAGCCCCAGAAUUUGACCUGCAGUUUGACAAGGUGUAUAGAUGGAUUGCCAGUAGCUCAGGAGAAAAGAAUGCUUUCAUGUCCUGCCUCUUGAAGCUCAACCGACGUUAUCUGCACAACAGGAUUAAGUUUGUAAAUAUUAGCGCUCAUAUUUUGGAAGAGAGCCACCGUCCUCAAGUGGAACAACGAGUAUGUGAACCAAUUGAAGAAGAAGAGGAAGAAGAAGAGGUUGGUGUGUAUCAAGAACUGACACCAAAGGAAGCCAUUGACAUUGAAAAGCUGAUAGAACAGUUUGAUCAAUCUAUUUCGAACGCCGAAGCCUUUGCAGAGAAAAUGACCAAAGAUUUGCAUGUAUUAGACGAGGAAAACAUUCGAUCGAUCAUCGUCUCAGAGAAGCAAGUGACUGAAAUGAUGGAGUUGAUUGAUAUGGGUCUUGUGGAAGUGAACCAUAUUGAGAAUACUCUGCAAACCUAUGAAGAGUUGUUACAGAGUGUUAAGGAGCAGAUGGAUCAUAUUCAUCAAAGCAAUUACUUGUUGCAAGUCAUUGAUUCCAAUCAGCAAAAGCUUCUAGAACAAGUUACUUUUCUCGUGCACAUGCUGAACAUUGCUGAAGAACAUCAGCACGCUUUACGAAAUGGUGAUCUGUCGAAACCUGCUGGUGUACAGGCUUGCAUUGCUGCCGUUGAAGCUCUCAAUAACUGCAUGAAUGUUAAGUUGCUCCCAGGCCAUCGUAAAAUGCAGAGCGUGGCAGAACAAUUAAUAAAGUGUGAGAGCUUGCGGCAGCAUUUUGAAAGUCGAUUCAUACGACACAUUAAUAAUAUGUUUGUACUACAAGGAGCUGACCAAAAUAUUACCUUAACACAAGAGUCUGGAGAUCUGAUCUUACCCAAUCAUAGGUUUUAUCAUGAAGAAUUAUUGCCAUACACCCCUUUAAUGGCUUGGCUAAAAACCAGCAAUCCAGCGAUUUUUACUGAUUUAUCUAAGGUAUACACAGACAAUAUUCGCAAACUUUAUGAAAGACAAAUCAAAGAAUUUUUUGACCUUGUAAAAUUUAAACUGACUGGAACAAAGGAAGGCAUGAGAUUCAGAAUUCAGGAGAGUUUUGAAAAGUUGACUGCUUCUACAUCCAAUUUGCAGAAGUCCCUUUUCCGUCCUUCUUUCUAUGAGCACUUAGGAUCAGAAGCUGAUUUUGCAGAUCGUGGAAUGAUGGACAGGGUAAGGGAUGGCCAGGAUGGAGAAUGGAGCAUUUCCACAUCUUGCAUGCAGAUUACAGACCAGGUGUUAGCAGAGCUGGAACCUAUGUGUAUUGCAGAGGAGGAGUUUAUUACCAAAUUCUUCAUGAUGAAUGAAGACCGAAGCAGUGAAACAGUGCAGCAGGAGAUACUAGGGAGUAGGAGUGAUACUCUUAUUGUGGUUAAUGAAGACUCGUCAGAGAGAAUAAGGAUUUGUCGGAGUGUUGCAGAACAAGAAGAUCCAGCACUACACAGCACACGAAAAAUGAUGAGUGAAAUUUUUAGUACUCUGGAAGCAGACCUGAAAGGAUUUGUAAAUCUAUGUGAUAAGAUCAACCCUUCUAACUCCCUGCAUUUACUGGUAACAGUGAGCCAGCGUGCAUUGACAGUACAGGAUGGGGGCCCUUGCUCUUUUCUCAAAUCCACUUUAGGAAAUAUUCUGGUGCAAGUUAAACGCAACUUCGACAAAUGCAUUUAUGCUUUCUGCAAGCAAAUUGAAGAGGCUAAGGUCCCAAAAAAGAUCAGGGUUGUCAUUCUGCCAUUUGUGGUUGAAUUUGACGAAUUCCUGAAUGUAGCUGAAUCCAUCUUUAAGAAUACUGACAGGAGAGGAAAUUUGGAUAAAGCUUACAAUAAAGUCAUAGCAGCUGUCUUUGCCAGUGUUAAAAAUAUUGCUUCAAUGAAUCUGAAAAAACCUCCAGAUGUAGUUAUAAUGGAGAACUUUCACCAUAUCUUCUGCUGCCUCUCGAAAAUGAAGAUCAUCAGUCUGGAAGAUAAAAAGAAGGAAGCUUACCAGCAAUACACCGAGCACUGUAACCUCUAUGUCACCAAGUACCUGGGACAGCCUUUGGAAAAAUUAAACAACUUUUUUGAUGGGGUAAAGGCUCGUAUUUCUCAGGGUGUUAAAGAAGAUGAAGUGAGCUAUCAGCUGGCAUUUAGCAAACAGGAGUUGAGAAAGGUUAUUGAGAAGUACCAAGGCAAAGAGGUCAAAAAAGCACUAGAAAAUCUCUACAAAAAGGUUACCAAGCACCUGAGUGAGGAGGAAAAUCUGCUUCAGGUGGUGUGGCGUACAAUGCAGGGAGAGUUUGUUCGGCAGUACAAGGAGUUUGAAGAUAUGAUAGCACGGUGUUAUCCUGGCUCUGGUAUAACAAUGAACUUCACUGUAGAGGACAUAUUACAGUAUUUCUCAGAUAUAACAAAAUCAAAUUAACAGCAACCUUGUUAACAUUUUUGUAUGAUCCCUUGUCAACCUAAUUUAUCAAAUUAUCAUUAUCUUAGAGCUGAAAUUUUGUUUGCUAGACUGAUUAUUACAGUACAAAUUACAGUACAAAUUUCAGGUUUUGCCUAAGAUGCAUAGUGCAGUUAGUUUUCUUUAAUUAGAAACAUCUUUCUCAGGGAUUUCGGUUUUAUUUAAUAACGUUUCUCAAAACAUUAUUUGUACUCAUUUACGUGUAAGUAGUCUGAGGAAGGUCUGAAUGAUGCCUUUCUUUUUGAUUGUUUGAUUGUUAAGUGCUCUGAGACGCUAUCCUGCAUGGAGGGCGCUAUAUAAGUGCAAGUUGUAGUGUUCAGUUUGAAUCCAGGUGGAUUUGCCCCCCUGUUUCUAUUAUACAUUCACUCGGUUUUUUCAGUCCUUUAACUAAUGAGAAAAGAAGCCUUUUCAAAAUUCAUUACUUGUUUACUUUGUGAUCCUAAUUUAGCUACUUUAACUUUUCCCUGGACAAAUUUGUCCAACAAAUUACUGUCUCACAUAAUAAAAUGUUAAUUCCCACUUUAACAUCUACAUUCAUUCCAAGGUGGCCAUUUUUAUAUGUCUUCAACUUUUGCAAGCUUUCUCAAAAUUUUAAAAGCUAUCAAGUUUAGGCAACACUUACACACCUAGAACUUGCAAAGUGAAACAAAACAGAUUUUUAAACUUUUGCCCGAGUUUUAAUACUUCUCCCCUAACGUUAAGUAUGUAUCAUGUAUGUGGUAUGUAUCUGGACAGUUGGUUGACUGCUGAGUUGUUGAGAUGCAUAUCGAGUACUUAAGGUUUUGGAGAAGCAAAUGUUUAUACCCAACUAAUAUUUAGGAAUCCCACUGCUUAAAAUAUCUCAAAGAGCCAACACAAGAGAGUUGUGUUGCUUCACACUCUGCUAAGCCACACGAGUGCCUAAACUUGGGGCAAAAUCCCAAGCCUGAAAAAAAAGAUCACAUUAAAGCAAUGAAAAGUUAGAAAUCAAUCUUCUUAUGCCCUAACCAUAAGGCUUACUUUAUAAAUUCAUUAAAGGAAGGGUUGCAUUAGUUGUCUCAGAUUAGCAUUUAGUACAGAGGAUACAUCAAUCACCUGCCACAUAUCGUUUGUUAAAAGUUAAGUGACAUCAAUACACCAUAGAAGAAAUUCAAUCUCAAUCUUGGCAGAGGAGACUGAAACUUUUCAUUUUUCUAGUCUCGGUUGGAUCAAUGCCAAACACUUUGAAGCUUUGAUUUCUACAUGUUGAAUUAUAGAGUUAAUAAAUAUAUAAUUAUAGUCUUUAUUAACACAUUGAAUGUGCUCUGGCAUGAUUAUAUCUAAAUAUUGUUUUUGACUAUUGAAAACAUCUUAUUUUUUGAAAACUAAUUCAACCAGUGAAGUUCUUUCUGUAUUUCUUUCUGAAGAUUUCAUAAUUAGUGCCUAAAAAUCCACUGUUUAAAAUGUCUCAAACAGCAAACACAAGAGUUAAGAUUUUUUUUACGUGUGUGGUAAACAAAUAAUCCCUCCAAAAUAAAUGAGAUAAAUGAGGUGCUGUCCUUGAGCUUGCGCUGUGGCUCAUUGGAUCAACGUAGGAGACCAUGGAUGGAGAGGUCAGAGUGGGAGGGAGAGUUGAAGUGACAAGCAUAAGACUUCCCUUAAAUAAUGCCUAAGAAUUGGGCUAUGUGUAAUUUCGCUGUUUAAAUUCUAAUCCUGGAAAAUUUUACAUUGGUAUCUGAAAAAAGGCUAGAUGUCUAUUGGUUGUUUCAGGCUUUUAUUUGGUACAAGUGCCAUGCCGGCACAUACUUCUGUCCCAAACUUAAGCCAUUGGAAUUUCUCAACUGGUCAGCAGGGCCUCUUUGUGGUUAAAUUAAACCCAUGGGGAUAUGCCUGACAAUGGAGUAUCAGAACUGAAUUUGAUUCUCUGUGCCAGUCUCAGUAGGGUGGUUCCAGACUCAGCCUAUCCCAUCAGCAGGACACACAUUGGGAGUGAGGAAGUUUUACCACUCAGCACAUUUUAACCCUACAAGGUCCUAAUGGGUAGGAGGUUCAAGCUGAAACAGGCAGUGGAAAAUUUGGCAGACAGUGUUCACAAUGACAGUUUUAGCUGGUUAAACUCCAGCGCUACCACAACACAUGCUCUGGGGUCCCCAAACAGUUUUCUUUGCAACCUGGCCUAAUUUCCUAAUCAUUUCCAUAAUUGGGUGAGCAGGGUCGGACCCUAAGAGAGAGUACACACUCCAUUCCAGCAAAAGGAAAAUUUCUGUACAUAUAUCAAACUCAGUAACUUGGCUUUGAAACCCAUCACUCUGCUUAAGAGUAUCCGCCACCCAAAUGUACAAAACAACAUUUCCUCAUCUGACUGGUAGAAUUAUCAAUCUACUGUAGAGGAGACAACAACAAAAUUACAUUUGUAGAACGCCCUUCAUGUUGGGGGGAUGUCCCCAGGCACUGGACGGACAGAGUUUCGGACCUGAGCUGGGUGUCAGGAUCGAGGAGGGUGGAGGGCAUGGGGGGAGCAGCAGCCCCCUCAAUGUACAUGGCAGAUGUGACUGAAACUUGCCAUUUGUCUGGAAAGGGUUCCAUAUAUUUGUGCCACAAUCUUUGAGGUUUUGAUUAAAAAUAAUAGUUCUUGAACUUGAAUUAGCUGUUAUAGUGGCUAUUAAUGCAUGCCUGCUCUGUUGCGUUUUACAUUGCCUUUUACACUGUACAUCAGAUAUUCACUGUAUGUUGAACUGGUAGCUAGUUGAUCUCUGCUAGUUAGAAUUAAUAUGGUAGUUCAUUUAAAAAAAGGUUUGUUGUAAUAUUGGAUUUGACAAUUUUAUUUUUGUGCUGAAGUUCACAAUAAUAAUCCUUGCAUUUGAUAUAGUGCCUUAUCAUGUCGUUGAGACGUCUCAAAUAAAAUAUAUUAU